AUGGAUGGGUUAAGUCUCGAGGAGACUUUACCAAGCAUAGAUCCAAAUUUAUUUCGCCAGUUCAGAGAAAAGACAGCAGAUUUGAAAUAUGAGAAACUUAAAAGUGAUCAAUAUGUUUCCCGAUGGUUGAAAGCGAGAAAUUGGGAUGUGGACAAAGCGGAAAAAAUGUUCAGAUCGCAUUUACAAUGGAGAAGUGAGAAUAAGAUUGUAAAUUCCUUCAAUUUUUUUGGCUAUCAACAUAUCAUUUUUUCCUUUCAGAUGGAUGAACUGCUUACAAACUUCACUAUGCCAGAGGUGAUUGAAAAGUAUUUUCCUGGUGGUAUUUGUGGUCAAGACAAAUUCGGCCGUCCAGCUUUUAUCUGCCCGGCAGGUUCUACCGAUGUGUUCGGAUUGAUGCGGUCAGCUUCUCGAUCACAGUUGGCUUUUUCCCGCUACUAUGUAAUGGAGAAGAUAAUCGAAGAGGUUUUACCCGCUCAAUCUCGUAAGAUGAACAAACCGAUUGAUCAACUGGUUGUCAUCUUUGAUCUUCAGCACAUGAAUCGUCGCCAGCUCUGGCGACCUUGGGUCAACAUUGUUCUUGAAAUGACCUCCGUCUUUGAAAUAAACUUUCCUGAGUUCAUGGCUGUCUGUUUUGUACUCAAUGCUCCUUCUUUCUUCUCCAUGGUAUUUUCACUUCUUAAACCUCUCCUCAGUAAAGAAACUCAGGACAAAAUACACGUAAGUAAAGCCCAUUUUGAUGAUAGUGUGACGCGAAUUGCAUUGUUUAUACUUGAUAUGGGUUAA
Molecule: messenger RNA, 783 nt
Organism: Rodentolepis nana
Lineage: Eukaryota; Metazoa; Platyhelminthes; Cestoda; Cyclophyllidea; Hymenolepididae
Source: the annotation of a GenBank genome assembly